CUUCUCGCCACACAGACACUUCUCGCUAUAGAAAUUCUUGAUACUCUGUAUCAGUCUCUGUCCUCCUCUGCCACACAAACACUUCUCGCCAUUGAAAUUAUUAGUAUAACAUAUUCAAUUCUUGGAUAGGAACAAAAAAGAAACGACCAUGAUUCAAACAAGAGCAGGUUUUCGAGGUUUGUUUCAGUCUCUGGGACUUGCUUCUUUUCAAUCAAAGGUUGGAGCUUACUGUAAUUAUGCAUCUCGGGCUGCAUCUUCUCUGCAACAAGCUUGCGAACCAUCAACUUACAGUGACGAUAACUAUGCUGAUCUGGAUUGGGAUAAUCUUGGAUUCCGUCUCCUGCCAACUGAUUUCAUGUACAUGGUGAAAUGUUCCAAGGAUGGCAAGUUUGAAAAAGGACAACUAAGUCGCUACGGAAACAUUGAGCUGAGCCCUUCUGCAGGAGUCUUAAAUUAUGGCCAGGGACUCUUUGAAGGCACAAAAGCAUAUAGAAAGCAAGAUGGUGGCCUUCUUCUAUUUCGUCCCGAUCAAAAUGCCAUCAGAAUGAAGAUUGGUGCUGAUAGAAUGUGCAUGCCUUCUCCUUCCAUCGAUCAAUUCGUCGACGCAGUGAAACAAACUGCCGUUGCCAACAAGCGAUGGGUUCCUCCUCCAGGGAAAGGGUCAUUAUAUAUUAGGCCAUUGCUAAUGGGCAGUGGUCCUGUAUUGGGAUUGGCACCAGCGCCUGAAUACACAUUCCUCGUAUAUGCUUCCCCUGUCGGCAACUACUUCAAGGAGGGCCUGGCACCUUUGAAUUUACAUGUUGAGGAUGAGUACCACCGCGCUUCUCGCGGCGGAGCUGGAGGAGUGAAAACAAUUAGCAAUUAUGCUCCGGUUUUAAAAGCAAUAACCAGAGCAAAGAACAGGGGAUUUUCUGAUGUUCUGUACCUGGACUCUGUGAAUAAGAAGUAUCUAGAGGAAGUCUCUUCUUGCAACAUUUUCAUCGUGAAGGGUAAUGUUAUAUCAACUCCUGCUACAAUGGGUACUAUUCUUCCUGGGAUCACUCGAAAAAGCAUCAUAGAAAUUGCUCAAGAUCUUGGCUAUGAGGUUGAGGAACGUGUAAUUUCGGUGGAUGAAUUGGCAAACGUGGAUGAAGUCUUUUGCACUGGAAGUGCUGUAGUCGUUGCUUCUGUUGGCAGUAUUACAUAUCAAGAUAAAAGAAUCGAAUAUAGAACAGGUGCUCAUUCUGUGUCUCGGAAGCUGCACUCAACUCUUAUUGGAAUUCAGAUGGGUUUGAUUGAGGAUAAGAAAGGCUGGACUGUGGAGAUACAUUGAACUAGUUUAAUGAAACAACACAUGCAUUGUCAAUAAAUACAAAAAAAAUUUCAAUUGAAUAUCGUUGAUGUCAAUUUAUUUUUUACAAUGAUGUGUGAUGUGGCCUAGACAAUAUUCUUUUGACUCUUCACCUGCUUGUAAUCUUACAAAGAAAAGAAGCUGAAAAAAUGAAGACAACGUACAAAGUAUUGAAU
Molecule: messenger RNA, 1506 nt
Organism: Manihot esculenta (cassava)
Lineage: Eukaryota; Viridiplantae; Streptophyta; Magnoliopsida; Malpighiales; Euphorbiaceae
Product: branched-chain-amino-acid aminotransferase 2, chloroplastic
Exons: 10
Coding region: 149-1312 (387 amino acids)
Biological process (GO): branched-chain amino acid metabolic process
Molecular function (GO): branched-chain-amino-acid:2-oxoglutarate transaminase activity
Source: RefSeq, a predicted model, not a curated record